GGGGUUGUCGGAGGCUGAGCCGGGGAGCGCCGGCGCAGCCGCGGGCGCGCCCGGGGGAGGCGCGGGGCGAGGUGACAACCGCUCGUUACGUCUAUCCGAAGCCAGUUAUUAAAAACGUCUCGGCGCGAGCGGUGCGCCGCCCUGUAAUUAUCCACUCGAAGGCUCUACGUUGUCGCCGUUGUCACCGGAAAUGCAGUACGUGGAACCGCCCGCGCAACAGAUGAUGUCGAUGAUGGGAGCGUACGGGUUCUGCGGCGGGCGCGGGGAGGCGGUGUCGCCGGCGUCCGACCGCUCGUCCUGCAGCAGCACCUCGUCCGGGGCGUGGGGCGCCGCCUGGCCGCACCCCGCUGCCGCCUACUGGCCGCCCGCUGCCGCCGCCGCCGCCGAGGACGCGCGCGACCUGCAGCGCCGCUGCGCCAAGUGCCGCUGCCCCAACUGCCUCACCGAGGCCGCCGGCUUCGGACCCAACUACGGCAAGGACGGGGCCAAGCGCGAGCACGUGUGCCACGUGCCCGGCUGCGGCAAGGUGUACGGCAAGACCUCGCACCUGAAGGCGCACCUGCGCUGGCACACCGGCGAGCGCCCCUUCGUCUGCAACUGGCUGUUCUGCGGCAAGCGCUUCACGCGCAGCGACGAGCUGCAGCGCCACCUGCGCACGCACACGGGCGAAAAGCGGUUCGCGUGCCAGCUCUGCACCAAGAGGUUUAUGCGCUCCGACCAUCUCGCCAAGCACGUCAAGACCCACGCCAACCCUACGAAGAAGACGAAGAAAUCCAAGGAUGAAGACAAGGACGAAGUUGUGAGCCCUGCUCCCGAGAAGCCGAACAGAAGUCCUGCGCCGGCGCAGGCGCCGCAGCAGGAGACUCCAGUGGCUGUGAGUCAGGUCGGCAGCACGAACUACGGCACCGUGCCCGCGCCGGCGCCGGCCUCUAAGGACUUCUCGUUGAACUAUGGCGCGAUGGCUCCGAGCAUGAUGCCCGGGGCGCCGGCGGGCUACAACCCCGGGGCCAGCGUGCUGGGGGCCGGGUGGACUGACCCACGGCAGGAGCUGUACCCGCACCAGGAGCUGUACCCCCGACAGGAACUAUACCGACAGGAGCUGUACCCCCGGCAGGAACUAUACCCCCGGCCGGCCCGGGAUCCCCGCUACUACCAGCAGUACCCCCAGUUCAGCCCCUAUCAGUGCGCCACUAAGGAGAAUUACGCAGUUUUUCAGGGACACUACAACAUACCGCCCGUAGCUCUAGGUCAGUAAUUUACAAUUUGUGUUUAGUAAAAGUGAUCCCAGAGUGUAAGUCGUUAGCAAAUGUGCAUUUAUUGUUUCGUUACCAGCUCAAUAACAAAUUAUAACCACAUAAGUUUUGUAAAUACACGAUUGUCGUACCUAAUUUUUGCUUUAGAGUGAAAUGUGCCUUUUUGUAAAUUUAUGUGAU
Plutella xylostella (diamondback moth) is the source of this 1433-nucleotide messenger RNA. RefSeq lists its product as uncharacterized. Gene Ontology annotation, molecular function: DNA-binding transcription factor activity, RNA polymerase II-specific; RNA polymerase II cis-regulatory region sequence-specific DNA binding. NCBI's taxonomy places the organism in Eukaryota, Metazoa, Arthropoda, Insecta, Lepidoptera, Plutellidae. The record is from RefSeq and is a predicted model, not a curated record. Gene Ontology annotation, biological process: regulation of transcription by RNA polymerase II.